AUGAGCCGCAACUUUUCCGCCGCCGCCGCCUUUUCCUUUUGGGCUUUGCUUGUGCGGUUCAGGGAAGCCGCGCCCAAAGCCCUGUCCUCCCUGAAUCUUACCGACGGAUGUGGAGCAAGGCCUGCUAUAGUUAACAUAACAGCAGAGACUCAAAUUGUAGGUGGACAUAUUGCUCAGCUUGGAGCAUGGCCAUGGCAAGUUAGUCUUCAGAUUUAUCGUGUUCGAUCAGGUCGAUAUCGGCAUGUAUGUGGCGGAUCUUUAAUUAAUAACAACUCGGUACUGACAGUAGCACGUUGCAUUAAGAAAUGGGUGAACCCAGAAUAUUGGAGAGUUGUGAUUGGUUUACAUCAUCUUUAUAAACCUCAUUCUCACACCAUAAGUCGUCGGGUGAAAAGUAUCAUUGUCCAUUCUGGUUUCAAGUGGGACAGCUAUGAAAAUGAUAUUGCAAUGUUUAAACUUGUGAAGCUUGUUGAGUACAAUAAAUAUAUUCAACCUAUCUGCUUACCUCACAAUUCUCAUCUAGUGACUGAUAAGAAUCCAUGUUACAUAAGUGGAUGGAGAAACAGAAAGAAAAAAGACAAAAUUAAAAUUGAAUUACAAGAAGCUCGAGCAAUUAUUAUUCCACUAUAUGUCUGUAAUAAAUAUGAAUGGUAUAAAGAAAAAUUACCAACUGAUAUGAUUUGUGCCUCUUCAUCAACAAAUAGCUGUAUGGAAGAUAGUGGUGGACCUUUGAUGUGCUAUUUCCCGAGCGUAUCCCAAUACUAUCUGAUAGGCAUCACAAGUUUUGCCACUGGCUGUAAUCAAGAUAAAUAUCCAGGACUUUAUACGCGUACAGUGAGUUACAGAAAAUGGAUAGAUUUUCAUCUUCAUGAUAAAACCACAACCACAGUGAACAUCCAAACUAAUUUAGAGAAAAAAUUAUAA
Messenger RNA from Protobothrops mucrosquamatus (brown spotted pit viper), 924 nucleotides. RefSeq names its product transmembrane protease serine 12-like. Bases 1 to 924 code for a protein of 307 amino acids. The transcript is spliced from 6 exons. Gene Ontology annotation, molecular function: serine-type endopeptidase activity. Lineage: Eukaryota; Metazoa; Chordata; Lepidosauria; Squamata; Viperidae. Gene Ontology annotation, biological process: proteolysis; acrosome reaction. The record is from RefSeq and is a predicted model, not a curated record.